Messenger RNA from Eimeria necatrix, 888 nucleotides. RefSeq names its product LysM domain domain-containing protein, putative. Bases 1 to 888 code for a protein of 295 amino acids. The record is from RefSeq and is a predicted model, not a curated record. The transcript has a single exon. Lineage: Eukaryota; Apicomplexa; Conoidasida; Eucoccidiorida; Eimeriidae.
AUGGCUCCCGUAUGCUCCCCCACAGAGGGGCCCCCCGCCGCGGGCUCUCCUGCAGCUUUCGAGGGCCCCUCGGGGGCCCCGGAAGCGUCGGGGGCCCCCUCAGCAGCAGCAGCAGCAGCGCCGCCGGCAGCAGCAGCAGCAGCAGCAGCAGCAGCAACGGCGGACCACAAACACAAGAUAAGGCCCGCAGACACUCUGCUGUCCAUUGCUGCAGAGUACGGGGUGUCUAUACACCAGCUCAUGCGCUGCAACAAUUUAAGUUCUUCCGAUAUUUGGUUUAAGACCCAUUUGACAGUACCCUGUGACCCGCAGCAGUGCAGGCACUUUCGAGGGGGCCCCCCGGGGGCCCCCCGGGGGCCCCCGGGGCCCCCGGGGCCCCCGGGGCCCGCGGGGCCCCCGGGGGCCCCCCCGCCGCCUGGGGGCCCCGCCCCUGCGGGGCCCCCCGAGGGGGCCCCCCUAGCUGCGGCCGAGGGGGACAGUUCAGCAUUAGGGCCUCGGGGGGCCCCCAAUGGGGGCCCCUGCCCAGCACCGGGGGCCCCCCACAACAAGGAGGGGCCUCGGCAGAAGGGGCCCUCCGCAGCAGCCCCGGGGGGCCCCCCAGGGGCCCCCCCAGGGGGCCCCCCUGGGGGCCCCCCGGGGGCCUCCGCCCCGGGAGAGCCCGCAGCGCCCCCCGGGGGGCCCCCCGGGGGGGCCCCCGGAAGAGGAGCGAGGGGACUAUUCUUUGUCGCUGGAUUCGGACUUCCAAAGAAAUGCAAAUGUGGCGCUUUUGGUGGAGGGUUUGGUGCGGGAGGUGGACAUACACCCGAGAGUGGCGCGACAGCGCAUUGUGGCGCGAGGUGUACGUACACCUCAGCGGGGGCGGUUGUAACAGUAACAAAUGAGAAAUGA